AUGACUUUCCAGAAUCAGCCCUUGAUAUUUCAGCAAAACUUUGCUGUUCCCUUUUCUUCUGAACAAAGAAGUUACCUAAUUAUUAGGCUUCCCAAUGGAAUACAAGGGCUCUUGAUCACGGAUCCCUGUGAGGAUGUUGCUUCAUGUUGUCUGACAGUGGCAACAGGACAUCAUGCAAACCCGAAAAAUAUAUGUGGUUUGGCUCACCUUUGUGAACACAUGAUCUCAUUAAGCUCAAAAGAAUAUCCUGAAAUAGACGCAUACAGGAACUUAGUUUAUCAGGUUGGCGGCACUAGAAACGCAGUUACAAACAAUGAAACUACAAGCUUUUUCUUUUCCGUACCUAUAACUUCAUCGCCAAAGGUAUCUGAAUUUGAAAAAGUACUAAGCAUUUUUACUUCCAAUUUUAGGAACCCAAAUUUUGAAAUCACUUACUCUAAUAGAGAAAUAUAUGCAAUUGACAACGAGCAUGCUGUCAACAAAACUAGAAGCAAUAGAUUGUUAUUUCAAGGUUUCAAACUCCUGGCUAAUAAUGAACAUCCGUUUUCGAUGUUUUCCACGGGGAAUUUAGACUCCCUAAUUGAGAGGAAUAAGAAAGUGGAUAUUCGUGAGAGACUACUUGAUUUCUUCAAAGCUGAGUACACUCCAGAUAAAAUGUCAUUUGUUUUGCGUGGUCCUCAAUCUUUGAAUUAUUUACAAAGGCUUGCAACAUUGAAUUUCAGCAAAAUUGGUAUUCUAAAUAACAGGGAAAGCUUCACGGAAACAACCAUGAAACCAAAAGUCGUGCCAGGAAAUGCAGUUUCAAACAAAGUGAAGUCCUCAUGGAAAGAAAAGUACAAUGUUUUACCAUACUUACCUGCUGAUUUACAAAAAGGUGUUUUGAUUAAGAAAGACAUUGGUGCAGUGCUAAGAAUAGCAUUUCCUGUAACUUUCGAUAAAACUAAAUUUAUGUCAAAGAAGAGAUUCAACUUCUACAUUAAUUUUUGGUGUGAACUAUUUGGUUCAGAAUCACAAAAAACCAUAGCGUCGGCAUUAUUUGGCCGUGAACUUGUUUCGGCAAUUGUUUCUAAAACUUCAUCAGUCACUUACGAUACCACUCUACUUGAAUUAGAACUUAGUAUCACAGAUAAAGGAUACCAGUACAUUUCAACUAUACUUGAUGUUAUUUUCAACUUUGCUUCGCUCUUUAAUGCGUCAGAAAGCUCGAAAUUCAUAAAGCAUUUAGCAAAGUCAAUGUCACAAUUUAAUGGUAUUGGUAUUUACAAUUUUCUCUUUUCAGAAGCCAGUUCUGAAUCUAUAUGGGAAGUUCAAAAACUGAGUAGAAUCCUCCUAGAAGGUAUUCAGUCGUAUGGGAGGUUUCUUCUCAAGGGGCAAAAUUUAAUGGAUGAAACAGUUGAAGGUUUCAAAGGUGCAUAUACUGAGAAUAAAGCUGCAAAAAAUUGGUGGUUAGAUGAAGCUAAGCGUUUUUCUCAUUUUAUUAAGAAUAAUAUAUCGAUAAACCGCACAUUGCUCAGUUUUGUCGGAGAUAUAGAUAAGACCGAACUUGACUGGGCAGUAAACAUUCCUGCUGAAUAUACCAGUGAACCAAAUUUUGAGUUUAAUUACAAGGUCGUUAGACUCAAUUCUCAGGUGAUUGAUAUAUCUAAGAUUAAUGAUUACGGAUUAGAUAUAUCGCCUCCUAAUAUAUUUGCAGAUGAGAUGGUGGAUGACCAAACGGCUCUACUUGGUUUGUGUGAUCUUACCACUGAACAUGCCUUAGAUGCAUCAUUGGGCUAUUCUGUGAAAAAUACUUUGUCAUCCUCCAUUCCGAUCCUUUAUCAUUGUGACUUUGGUUGUCAACUGUGGCUAAAAAAGGAAGUUGAUGUUGCUUUCAAAAAUAAGGCCCUAUUAACUCUAGAAUUAAUUAAUACCAAAAUUGGUGCAAGCCCAACACAUGUUGCUGUGUUAGAAAUACUGGUCCAAUUGGUGAAAUUUAGAGUUAAUGAAUAUCUUUAUCCAGCUACUGUUCUGAACUAUGUCUAUGAUUUAUUCCCGUCAUUUAAAGGUGAUACGGGUGUUUUAUUGCACGUCUCAGGACCGAAGGAAAACUUUGCCAAAGUUUUGAAAGUCUUAGUCUAUGAAGUAAAGCUAAUUUCAGAAUCAUUUGGAACAACUGUAACAGAUAGCGAAUUUACCAAAGCCAAGGCUGCAGUUCUGUUGAAGUAUAGUUUGAGCGAGAAGAUGUCAACUUUUGAAUCAGCAACAUUGGGCUUAAUGGCAACUAUUGAAGAAAAUACUUGGUUAUUACAGCUUAGGAUUGAAGCGUGUCAGAACCUUACCAAAAAAGGAAUUGCAUCGGUAACUUCAAAGAUUUUUGAAAGCUGCUAUUUGACUGCGUUCUUACAAGGUGAUAUUGAAAUACAGACUUUAAGCGCAGACAUUUUGCCAAUCAUUUCUAAGCUUGUUAAGAACUUUGAAGGUGAGAAUUAUAGAUUUCCAUCUUCUGUAUUCUUACCACCGAGAUCAAAUUAUUACGUUAACUAUACUAGCAAUGAUGCAACUAAUGGCAUAGAAUGCUUUUUUCAAACAUGCAGGCGGGAUGAUAUCAAAGAAACGUCAAUAACAAAGUUUGUUUCAUACCUUCUAGGCACAGAUCUAACUAGAAAAUUGAGAACUGAUUAUCAACUGGGGUACAUAGUUUUGGUUGGCUUGAGAACAUUGAGGAAAACCCAAGGUAUUCAUAUAUUAAUCAUUAGCAGUACAUAUUCUUCUGAUGAGCUAGAUUCGAAACUUGAAGAUAUUUUAGCUGAAUGGUACGAGCAAAGUAUCAAAAAACUGAAAAAUGCCCAACUAUCUCAAUAUAUUGAUAAAUUUGUAACAGCAGAGUCAGCCACGGGAAGCUCUACCAAUUCCAAUAGCGGAUGUCCUAGUUUAUUUUUUGGCGCUCUCGGAUCGUCUGGAGGUGACAAAAAAAUUACAAAACAGCAUAACUCAUACUGGGAACAGAUUGAUAACAAAACCUACUCAUUCUCAAAAACAUUAAAUGGUGAAGAUGGUGUAGAUUUGGAUGUGGUCAAAAAUAUUACUACUGAAUCCUUAACCCAAUUUAUUAAACAGAAACUAUUACCUAUAUCGGCGGAAAGAAGUAAAAUUACUAUUAGGAUUGAUUCUAAAUUGCCAAAAGAAGAGUUUGAGAAGAAUUCCAAAGGAAUGCAGCUAUAUUUUCUUUUAUCGUCCAUGGGAUUCCCCAUCAAACAGGAGCAUCUUGAAGAUAUAUUGGAGAAAUCAAACAAUUCCCAAAUCAAGCUAUGUAAAAGCCUUUACAGAUAUUACAGGGAAAAUGGCAAGUCUAUCUCACAGGUAGCAUCAGUUAUAGCUAAGCUAUCAAAAUCUGUUCUGCUGUCUGGUAAAACUGAGGCCGCCAACAAUACGGCUGUAAUUGUGCCGCCGAAGCAGGUAGAUAUUGAGAAUUUGUCAGCAUGGAAAAAACAAACAGGUUAUGUCCAGGAGCAAAUUCAGAUGAAAGAUAGACUGAAUAGCUUCAGAGAUUGUGUAACUUAG
Pichia kudriavzevii is the source of this 3540-nucleotide messenger RNA. RefSeq lists its product as uncharacterized. The transcript has a single exon. Gene Ontology annotation, cellular component: cytosol; mitochondrion. The record is from RefSeq and is a predicted model, not a curated record. Gene Ontology annotation, molecular function: metalloendopeptidase activity; metal ion binding. NCBI's taxonomy places the organism in Eukaryota, Fungi, Ascomycota, Pichiomycetes, Pichiales, Pichiaceae. Gene Ontology annotation, biological process: peptide catabolic process. Bases 1 to 3540 code for a protein of 1179 amino acids.